This is a messenger RNA of Orussus abietinus, 521 nucleotides long. Its product is annotated as complex III assembly factor LYRM7. The record is from RefSeq and is a predicted model, not a curated record. The transcript has 5 exons. Lineage: Eukaryota; Metazoa; Arthropoda; Insecta; Hymenoptera; Orussidae. Gene Ontology annotation, biological process: mitochondrial respiratory chain complex III assembly. Bases 159 to 521 code for a protein of 120 amino acids.
CACUACCGCCAGAUGGCGACCGAAAGAAAUUCUUCAUUCAUAUAUACACACGCGAAAAAUAGUAAAUUCUUCGCGAGUACUCCAAAUUCUUUUUAAUAGUACCCGAAAUAAACAGUUGUGAUCGAAUAGUUUAAAAUUUGUCUAUAAUUUGUAGUACCAUGAGUGGGACACUUCGUUCGGAGGUACUGCAAACUUUUAAAAAAUUACAUAGAACAAGAAAGAAUACUUUUCAGGGAGACAAACAUGUUUUAGAAGUGGUCAGGCAGAAAAUAAACAGUGAAUAUGAAAAGUCCAAAAGUGUCACUGACGAAAAAACUAUCAAAGAGUUAAAUAAUCAUGCAAAAGCAGUUGAAUACGAGAUAAGGACUACAAUAAUUCAGGCAGUAGAAGUUUCACCUGGACGAUUUGAAGCACGAAUUACUCCAGAUGUUUUAAUCGACAAUGCCGAACUUCCAUUAUCUAUUGAUAAUAAACCAAAGAACACGGGAUCAAAGAAAUGUAUGGAUGUAAAAAAAAAGUAA